Messenger RNA from Macaca mulatta (Rhesus monkey), 2534 nucleotides. NCBI's taxonomy places the organism in Eukaryota, Metazoa, Chordata, Mammalia, Primates, Cercopithecidae. The record is from RefSeq and is a predicted model, not a curated record.
AUGUCCUCCAUGGUAUCACUACUGGAAAUCUUGGACAACAAUGAGAGACUAAUGGCAGGGAAGGAAUUGAAUGGUCUUCUUUUCCGAUUUGUUACAAAUCUCAUUGGCUUCAGAAGAUAUAAGGUGAAUGAAUUCAGUGCAGCAGUUCACCACCAGCUCUCGAGCAUCGUUGGCCACCCGGACAUUAGGAAGAGUCUCUUUGAUCAUUUUAUUGAUAGCAGCUCUGGGGAUAGUGAGAUCAUCAUCGUUGCCAGACGAGGAAGCCAUAGUACCUUCCUGUUUCUCGCGCCCCGGCUUUUAAAAACUCCCCGGCUCUGGUCCACUACUCCACGGAGAUCUCUCAAAAAGCCGCCCUCGGAGAGUGAUCCCGGGGGGUGCUUCGCGAAGAGGGUGCAGAAAAUGAACGGAGGAGGAGCUGGCUUGAGGGCUGGGAACGCUCGCGUGUGUGAGAGAUUUAGGAUGAGUUUGGGAAGAAAGUGGGGGCCUGAGGAUUCUAGAGAGAGCACAGCCCAGGCUGAGGGGAAAGCGCGGUGGUCCGGAAAUUUGAGCGGCUGGGGAACCACCUUCGGGUCUCCUCAGAGGGGCGGGCACUGUCGCCUAACUGGUCCCCAACGGCGUCGAAGCAGAGGCAAGAUCCAGGGGCACUGGCCUCGCCGCGGUACCGGGCGGGUACCCAGCGGGCUCGGCUCUAUAGAGCCCGAGGCCCCGCUGCCGCUGCCGCCGCCGCCAGCAGCCGUUGCCGCCGCCUCGGCCAAACCAUCCUUCAGACACCCGCGCCGCCGCCUCACAACAUGUCCGCCGCUGCCGCUGCCGCUGCUGGAACGGCGACGGCCGCCUGGGAACUAAUAUGGACAGAGCCAGGCACAGUGGGAGUCGCAGUGGCUGCCACCGUGGCCGCGUAACCCGAACGCAGAUCCUGGAAGCCGAAGCGGCGGCAACGGUGGUCCCUCCAGAGGCCAGGGAAGAUUUGCAGGAAGCCGCUCCCGACACCCUUUGCGCCGCCGGAAGCUUCGUUCCUCAGAUUUCCCCCUCCCUCCCGGACCGACUUCCGGAUGUGGCUGCCGCCCUUCCCCCACCCACGCCGACGGGAGCCGCCCGUUCCCGCUGCCAGCAGCUUCCGCCUGCUGCGGUCCUGGCAAGCACCUCGGGAUCCCAUUCCUUCACAGGGGCCCUAGCCGGGCAAGCGCGCGCGUCACUGUACCGGAGAGCUCCAAGCACGCGCUUGGUCAGGGGCCCGGACGCUAGAUCUGGGAAGGGGUGGUGGCUGGCUAGAUGGGCGAGGAAGGAUCGUCUCUACCCUCUCUCCAGCAGCUGAGGCCUCCGAACCCAUCCCUAGCCGGAUUUGGGGACAGAGGAGCGCUGGUAUUGAUAAAAGAACUCUCUUUGCUAUUCUUUUAGGAGCCCAAAUGAGGAUUGAAAGUGAGAAGAAUGGGGCCUGGGCUUGGGAGUGGGAGGUGGGGAAAGCGCAGAAUCCCGUGUGCCUGUUUCUGCGUCGUCUGGAGAGAAAGCUUUUGAAGAUGUCUAAUAGACCUUAUUCGGGUAAAAGCUCUCUAAAGUCCUCCACCUUUUUUUUUUUUUUUUACUGCAUGGAAAAUGAAACAGAGAAGUUACUUGCCUAGAGGCGACUAAGUCGCCUAAUAGAUAAGGAGGAAAGUAGAAGUCAGUUCCAACGUAGUGGAAAUGCAUGGCGUACAAUGAGCCGUAUUAGAAGGUUCCCAUUUAGACAGUUUUCAUGGUGUAUUCCAUGUUGGCUUCUACAGGGGAAAAAAAAUGUUAGAGCAUCUUAACUGUUUUUGCUUCUUUCCAUAGUGACUAGUAAUAUCAACAGGUGUCAAGAUCUAAACAGAAAUUGCAUUUUAAAAAGUGUGUCAGACGGGCGCUGUGGUUCAUCAUACCUGUAAACCCAACACUUUGGGAGGCUGAGGCAGGGAGAUCACAUGAGCCCAGGAGUUCAGGACCCCCCUGGGCAACAUGUGAGACCCGUCCCUACAAAUAUCUGUGUGUGUGUGUGUGUGUGUGUGUGUGUGUGUGUAUUCAUUCCAAUAUCCCACUGUUUAUAGUAUAGCCUCUUCUCCCAUAUGACAGUAUGACACUCUUACGGGUUUUUUUUUUUUCCACCGGGCUUGGUUGCAGGCACAGUAGUUCUGGCUACUCUGGAGGGUAAGGUGGGAGGAUCGAUUGAGCCCAGGGGGUCAAGGCUGCAGUGAGCUGCGAUUGUGCCAUUGCAUUUCCAGCCUGGGUGACAGAGAAAGAGUCUUUGUCUCAAAAAACUUUAAAAAAAAAAAAAAAAAAAGAAGACAAACUAAGUUUGUCAUACUGUCGUGUGGAAUAAGAGGCUAUAUAAAUAGUGGGAUGUUGGAAUUUCUAAAAACAAGACACCGUUUAAAUCCAUUUUGUCACUUUGGUUCAUCAGAUUCAUUACUCUUGAUGACACCUGGCUUGUUGACAAUGUUUUCUUAAAACAUUCUGUCUGAGCCCUGUAUGCUGUUCUCAAGAAGACAUUACAGUUUACUACUCUAUUUUUUCAUUUAGCA